Messenger RNA from Lathyrus oleraceus (garden pea), 543 nucleotides. RefSeq lists its product as uncharacterized. Lineage: Eukaryota; Viridiplantae; Streptophyta; Magnoliopsida; Fabales; Fabaceae. Bases 1 to 543 code for a protein of 180 amino acids. The record is from RefSeq and is a predicted model, not a curated record. The transcript has a single exon.
AUGAAGGCAUUACUAAAGGGUUCGAAAGAGAAAGUGAUCAAGGAACAUGUAAACAUGACCGAAAAUGAUGAUGUGAUAAAACCUCAAUCCUUACCACCAAAAUUAAAAGACCCGGGAAAGUUUACUAUUUCUUGUAAAAUAGGUGGAGUGAAUAUUCCGUAUGCUCUAUAUUAUCUAGGAUCUAGCAUAAAUUUCAUGUCACUGAAAACUGUCAAAGAAUUGAAAGUGGGUGAGAUCACACUGAGUAACAUGACUCUCACUCUAGCUGACUCAUAUGUUACUCAAUCAGUUGGUAUUUUAUGCGACGUGUCAGAACAUGUUGAAGACUUAGUGUUUCUUGCAGAUUUUGCAGUGCUUGAUACAAAAGGAGAUUCAGAAGAAUCUGUUAUUCUCAGACGACCAUUCUUGGCAACCAGGAAAGCAAAGAUUGAUGUAAAAAGGGGUGAACUUAUCUUGAAGUUCAGUAAAAGGAAGGUGGUUUUCAAGGUGUAUGAAUGGACACCUUAUGCGGAUAAUUUGGAUACUUGCUAUCAUCUAGAGUAA